AUGGCGGACGCUCAGAAGCACAUGCAGGCACUCUCGGAUGAGUUCCAACAGUUGCAGACUGAACUCGACGGUCUCGUCGAUGCGCGGCAGAAGCUCGAGUCCCAACAGCAAGAGAACCUGGGUGUGCAGAAGGAAUUCGACUCGCUCGAUGACGAGUCCAACAUUUAUAAGCUCAUCGGCCCGGUCCUGUUGAAGCAGGAUAAAACCGAGGCUAUGAUGGCUGUCAAUGGUCGUUUGGAGUUUAUUGAGAAGGAAAUUCAACGGAUCGAGGGACAAAUCAAGGAGAACCAGGACAAGGCGGACAAGAAACGUACCGAGAUUGUGCAGUUCCAGACUCAGCUUCAGCAA
Molecule: messenger RNA, 348 nt
Organism: Aspergillus saccharolyticus JOP 1030-1
Lineage: Eukaryota; Fungi; Ascomycota; Eurotiomycetes; Eurotiales; Aspergillaceae
Product: tubulin-binding prefolding complex subunit YKE2
Exons: 4
Biological process (GO): chaperone-mediated protein complex assembly; protein folding
Cellular component (GO): cytoplasm; prefoldin complex
Molecular function (GO): protein-folding chaperone binding
Source: RefSeq, a predicted model, not a curated record